Messenger RNA from Linum trigynum, 3156 nucleotides. Lineage: Eukaryota; Viridiplantae; Streptophyta; Magnoliopsida; Malpighiales; Linaceae. The record is from the annotation of a GenBank genome assembly.
UUCAUUCAUUAUGUACAUCAGUUGCUCUUUUUACAUGGUCAAUUAGUCCAGUAACUGACCCUCCUCAAACAUACAUUUCCUGUGAAACACUAGAACCAAGUAGAAAUCUCCCCCAAAUCAAAAGGGUUUUCUUUGAUGAAUUGUUUAGCUCAAUAUAUGAAAUCAGACUUACUGGAACUGAUCAUGGGAUGGGCUGGUGAACUAUGAUCUGUCGAUCUGCUACAGUUGGUUAUGUUCAUAAAUCAUAACCAAACUUGCCAAAAGCCCAAAACAUGAAUUACGUUGGUCACUCACAGUCACAGGGGACAUUGACAGCUCUUGCUACCUUUUCAAAGAACCAGUUGAUGAUCAUGGUGAGAUCAGCUACAUUGCUUUGUCCUGAUAUCAGAUGAAAAUCCCCAAAACCCGAUUUUAAUCACAACGGCUACUUGCAGGCCUAGCUGGUCUGACAUCGUUUCAGAAAGGGCGAGUGUAUUGAAGCCAACGACGUUGUCUCGGGACAAAGGGAAGCAGAAGGUCCAUACGCCGUCGUUGUGACCAAGAGACAGACAUAGUGUCACUUUCUUCCUUGUACUUUCGUUUCAGAACUCUGUUCUCCUUUUUCCUUUGCUGUAAUCGACAACUCACUGAAGCUUGUCUUCUUCCUUCAUUUUCCUUGUAUAAAACCCAAAAGAUGAUCAAUGAGAAAUCAAGUUAGGGUUUUACACCACACAUUCGUUGUUAUGGUAUCAGAGCAACCCUAGCCGCCGCCUCCCAAAUGGCCGCUCAAGAAGCACAUCCAAACAUGGAUCCCAUGUCGGAUCCUUUCUUUCUUCAUGGUUCUGAUCAACCAGGACUGCUGUUGGUAGGUGAGAAGCUGACCACCACCAACUACAACGACUGGAGCAAGGCUAUGCUCAACGCAUUGGCCGCCAAGAACAAGCUUGGCUUCAUCCAUGGCACACUCGUGGCCCCUGCCCCAACAGAUGUUUCCUUUUCUUCCUGGAAAAGAAACAAUGUCAUGGUCCUCAGUUGGAUCCAACAGGCAGUUGAUCCCCUCAUCAAGAAAACCAUCAUGUCCUGCAAACUUGCCUAUGAAGCUUGGCAAAGCCUCAAAUCACGCUAUGGCCAAGGGGACAUGAUUCGAGUUGCAGAGCUGAUUGGCGCCAUUGCCACCAUCAAGCAAGGUAACCAAUCUGUGACUGAAUACUAUGGGAAUCUCAUAGCCUUCCAAGAUGAACUGGAUAAUUAUCAACCCAUAGAUCCCUGUCGCUGUACAGACACCAGUCACACAACCUGUGUUUCCAUGAAUGCUGUUUUUGGUUACAAAGAUGUCAAUUCAGUUAUCCAGUUCCUUCGUGGCUGGAAUGAUAAUUUUGCAACUGUGAGAUCCCAAGUACUCUUUGGAGACACCUUGCCAUCAAUAGACAGGGUCUUUCAACGUGCUCUCCAACACGAGAGACAACUGUUUGGUACCCAACAAGGCCAACUGGUCACAGCUGAACCUUCAGCAUUUGCUGCUCAGGGCUACAAACGCCCAUUCCCUUCUGGCAAACGCCCUCACUGCACCUUCUAACACACCUGGUCAUACAGAAGAAACAUGCUACCAUAAGCAUGGUUGGCCACCAGGCUACACUCCAAGGGGAUCCACUGCUCCCUCCACUCCUUCUUCUAAACCCCCUGAAUGCACCUUUUGCAAACGCAUAGGGCAUACUGAGGAGAAAUGUUUCGAGAAACAUAAAAAUCCACCCCCUUCCCAGUCCAGACCUGCAGGUCCUCCAAGACCAAGGUCCUCUAUCAACACUGCUGACAGUCACCCUUCACCUGAACCUGUCCAGGAGUUCAAACUCACCAAGUCAGACUAUGACAAACUGAUGUCUCUCAUGAAUGAGACCAUGAAGGGCAGGUCCUCCCACUCAGCAGCUCUUACCACUCAUUACACAUCUAGCUCAUCAGGUAACCCUUCCUGCAAUAUCACUCAUCACACUGGCACAGUCAUUCCAUGGAUCAUUGAUACUGGUGCCACUAACCACAUUGUCAAUUCCAUUUCCUUUCUUUCUAAUUCACAACAAGUACAUCAUAUUUUCAUAAAUCUCCCCACUGGUGAUAGAGUUCAGGCCACACAUAAAGGCCAAAUCAAAUGCCUUGAUGGUUUGACUCUUCAUGAUGUCCUCUUUGUUCCCCAAUUCACCUUCAAUCUCCUCUCAGUGAGAAAGCUCACAACUACCAGCUCUCUCAACUUAACUUUCUCUUCUAAUUCUUGCACUAUACAGGACUUGAAGCUGAGGAGAGUGACUGGUUCUGCUAAGCUCCUCCAUGGCCUUUACCACCUCAAUCUUCCUUUAGAUAGUACACCUAACCACAUCACAGCAGAUGUUAGUUCCCCCACUUUUGACAUUUGGCAUUUCAGACUUGGACAUGUCUCCCAUAGCAGAAUACCACAGCUGAAACUACUUUGUGAUUCCAUAGAAACCAACAGUUUAUUACCCUGUGAUGUUUGCCAUUUUGCCAAGCAAAAACGGCUUCCUUUUCCAUCAAGCACAACUGUAACUACUACUUGUUUUCAACUCAUACAUGUAGACAUAUGGGGUCCAAACUCUUCUCCUACAUAUGAUGGUUUUAAAUAUAUUCUUACCAUCGUGGAUGAUCAUUCCAGAAUGACUUGGCUCAUUCUUCUUCAAUCCAAAGCAGAAGCCAGACCAAAAUUGCAAAACUUCUGCACAAUGGUCACAAACCAGUGUGCUUGUUCUGUUAAAACAAUUAGAAGUGACCAAGGGAAGGAAUUCCUAAUGACAAAUUUUUUUGACCAAACUGGAAUCAUACAUGAAAUGUCAUGCAUAGAGACACCCCAACAAAACAGCAAAGUCGAGCGCAAACACCAACAUAUCCUAGCUAUAGCUCGAGCCUUAAAAUACCAGGCAAACCUUCCAAUUGGUUUCUGGGGAGACUGUGUCAAACAUGCUGUCUUUCUCAUCAAUAGGGUCCCAACCCCAGUUCUUAACAACCUAACCCCCUAUGAAAAACUCCACCACAAGCCACCUGAUCUACAAGACUUAAAAGUUUUUGGCUGCCUCUGCUAUGCUUCCACCAUUACCAGUCAUAGAAAUAAGUUCCAAGAAAGAUCCAGAAAAGGUGUUUUCCUGGGCUACACUCCAGGAAUCAAAGGGUACAUGAUAU